AGGUUCACUCUGGUCACAUGACUGUCAUGUGACGUCAAGACUUCCUGGCGGCAGUUUGAAGCAGUCGAUGGUUUUUGAAGUCGCGCUGCUUAGAAUCGUGCAAUUAAAAAAGGAAUAUUAGUAACGUUACACAAAAGCCGCUGCAGAAAGAACCAGAAGCGACGGUAAGUGAAACAAGUUGUUUACAUACGCUCACUUGGUGAGUGCAGUUUUUUUUAUUUUAUAUCCUUACCCGGUCAUUAUAAACAACUGGAAAGUCACUGGAAUUCAUUGGUUAUGAGAUACAAAAUGAUGAGUCUCAGUCAUCAUGAUGAGGCCUCUUCAGAUGUUGAUCCAGUUGAAAGGAACAACAGUCUGCCUGAUACAGCAUCAGCUUCUGAUGAAGUGACACCCACACGUUUAUUAAAAAUGAAAGAAAUAAUGGAAAAUCAGUGCUUUGAAAUGAACGUUAAAGUCAGCAUGGGAAAACAUAAAGAGUCAUGUGAAGCUGAUGCAGACCUGUCUAAGUAUGAAAGUGAAAUAGAGCAGGCAAGACUCUCAUAUUUCAACAAAACACUGGUAUUGAACAGAAUGCAGAUUUGGAAUGCCAUCACUGAAAAGAUGAUUCAGAAUGAUGCAGAUGCUGAGGCACUAAAAGAACUGACCAAUCAGAACACUGAGAUCUGUGAAAAGACCCUGAAAAUUUUAAAGGAAACACGAGAGCUUCAGGAUCAGAUCACAGAUGUCCAAAAAGAAAGACUUGACCUAAAAGGACAAAUUAAGAAGAAAAUGCAGGAGAUAAAUGAGUUGAAACAGGUGAAGGAAAACCAAGGAGAAGUCCAACAGAGAGCCAAAGAAAGAGCUGAAGCGGUCCUACAGAAAUACCAGAAGGUCACCACCAUUUUACAAAAUGUGCUUCGGGGAAUCAUACUGGCCAGUAAAGUCAACUGGAGGGAUGAUCCUAAAUUAAGGGACGUUGCAAUGGGAUUAGAAAACAUUCCCAACUAAAGACCUGUUUGAACACAGUUAUCCAAUGUAUGUAAUUUACCUGUAAAUGUGCUCACUGUUACCAUGUUCAGAGUUAUGCAUAUUUAAGCUUUUUAUAACGGCUCAUUUGAAAAUGUUUUAAAAGCAUUCUGAAUGUGAGAUAAAUGUUAUUAUAUUAAUUCCA
Messenger RNA from Carassius carassius (crucian carp), 1150 nucleotides. RefSeq names its product centromere protein H-like. The coding region runs from base 277 to 987 and encodes 236 amino acids. Gene Ontology annotation, cellular component: nucleus; kinetochore. The transcript is spliced from 10 exons. Gene Ontology annotation, biological process: kinetochore assembly; mitotic spindle organization; chromosome segregation. The record is from RefSeq and is a predicted model, not a curated record. Gene Ontology annotation, molecular function: kinetochore binding. NCBI's taxonomy places the organism in Eukaryota, Metazoa, Chordata, Actinopteri, Cypriniformes, Cyprinidae.